UACAGUUAAAUUGUGCAAGCAUAAGAUAGUGGGUCAAUCUACCUUUACUGGGUGGGAUUUAAAGUCAAUAAGGAAGCAAAAAACGUUUAUCUCCCAACCUUCCGAUGGCUGCCAUGACACUUAAAAUGUUAAUGCAUGAUUCCUCAUAAAUAAUAUGGCGACCUCCCUACCAAUCACAGCCCAGCAUUAUUUGGAAUGUGGCACUGAAGACUGUGAAAAUAACUGCCAGUUUUACUGCAAUCCUUGCCACAGACAAUUGUGUGAACAAUGCAGAGACAAACAUCAGAAAAGUCCAGACACAAAGAAACAUGAAGUGGUCCCCUUUCUACAGCACAAACGUCAUCUUCCUGUGGACAAGUGCAAGCUCCAUCCAACUCGAAAUGCAGAUAUUCUAUGCAAUGAAUGCAACAUUCCUCUAUGUUCAAAGUGCACAACCAUGGAAGACCACUUCGGCCAUAAAUUUGUUGAUAUGGAGGACAUUGAUGCAGAGAAGUUUGCAUUUUGUUUGGAAGAAAUCUCAAAAAUCCAAGAAUAUUUCCUUCCAACAUCAAAAGAAUUGAAAACAGAGACAGAUGAAGAUGGCAAAGAAGUAAAGAAAACCAUGGAUGGUAUCAGAAACGGCAUAAAGGCAGACGCCAAGUCUCUGAAAGACCAGGUAGAUAAGGUGACAUCAGACAAAUUGGAGCAAGCCAAUACCAUAGAAAAGUCAUUACUGAAAGUGUUGAAACAACAGGGAAAAACAUACGAUGAUUACAAUAAGUACCUUGAAAAACUUCUAAAAGAGUUUCAUGGCUACCUCCCUUUAAGCAAUUUCAAAGUUUUAUUAUCUGCAAAAUUUGAAAAUUCAAAAAUCCAAUCUAUACCAGAGACAACUAAACCAGUCCCACCAGUGUUUAUUGCUGGUCAAUUCACCUACGAAGAAGUCAGCAAGUUACUUGGAAAUAUAGAUGUCCCAAACAUUAAACCUGAUAAAAGGAAAAUAAAACCCAUGGCUACUUCAUCAACACAGUUGAAACCUACAGAGAAAGAGAUAAAGCAAGAUAAAGAGAAAUCUGACGUGAAACAAACACUGUCUCUGUCUUCCUCUGUCACCAAGGUCAGGGAGUACAAAGUACCAGGUGUUGACAGUGUAUAUCAUAUAUCACUGGGUAAAUCAGGCAGACUCUGGGGCAGUGAUGAUCACAGAAACCUUGUCCAAACAGAUCUACAGGGGAAUCAGCUACAGAAGGUACAAACCAGUGGUGGACAUGGCUACCACACAGUCACACAGGACGGGGAUCUGAUCUAUACCGACAGAAAGAACAAAGUCAUCAAUAGGAUAACACUGGAUAAUACAAUCACUGAAUUCAUUAAAACAGUAGGCUGGGAACCAAUCAGCAUACACUCCUCCCACAUCAACGGGGACAUACUGGUGGGGAUGAUAAAGGAUGGAGAGGCUAAAGUCAACAGGUAUAACAAGACAGGGAAAGAAAUACGGAACAUACAGAGGGGCAACAAAGGACAGAAACUGUAUGGUGAUCCACGAUACAUCACAGAAAACAUCAAUGGUGAUAUCUGUGUAUCAGACUUUACCAAGGAAGCUGUAGUGGUGGUGAAAAAAUCAGGACAACACAGAUUCUCCUAUAAACGCCAUGUGUUUAGGUUUUGUACCUAUGGUAUCUGUACUGAUCUCCUCGGUCACAUCAUUGUUUGUGCCUGUAGUUUUUUGAAUAAAGAAGUUCACAUCCUUAAUCAGGAUGGUCAUUUCUUGUCUUUACUACUCACACCACAACAAGGUAUAGAGAAUCCUUGUGGUCUGUGUGUAGAUGAUGAGAACAAUCUCCAUGUGGGACAAUGGAUAUCCAACAAAGUGACAGUGUACAAGUAUCUACAGUGAUUCUCUCUAUAUGUCAAACAUAUCAGCCAUCAAAUCUGAAUAAAUAUAAUCUUUCUAGUAUAAAAUACAUUAUGUAAAUGAGCGUAUUCUCUUAAUCUGUAAAUUCUUAAGUCUUCCAGACCAUAUUGUAUACCAGUAUCAUGAAUGUAUACUUUGUUCUGUUCAUUCUUUUUAAAUGCAACAGUUUUUUGGUACAUACAGUACCUCUAAAAUGUACAUUUUCAAUGAAAAAAUAUUUUCAGUUUUGAGAAUAAACAAGGAAUUCUUAUAUAUGUGUCACAAAAAGUUUUUAAAUGACAUAUUCCAUUACUUGUGAGUAAAUUAAUUGCUUUGUUGUUUAUUUAGAGUCUAAAUUAUUGACAUAUUUUUUAAAGUUUGAUUUAUAACGCUAUGUACCAUUUAAUGAAUGUUAAAGGGGUACUGUAGUUUUAUAUUGUAACAGCCUAAAGCAUUGUAGGCUUUUAUAUAUGAUUCUAAUCAACAUGAGAAACAAAGUUUGUUUAUCCUGACCUCAUGUUCAUAAAAUUCCUUAGGUUUGUUUAAAUUUUUCACAACAAUAUUUUAAAUGAACAAGGUAGACAGGAAUGCUCUUUGGUUUUUAAUAAAGCUUAGUUGGUACAAAAAUCAAUUCUAAUCUUUUUCAAAUGAAUGACCUGUCAGCUGUUUUUAAUAACAGACUUCUGGGAAUGUAGGAAUUCUACGAUGAAAAUUAUUUCUUCGAAAUCUACAUACCGAGUAUUGCUUUAUUUUUGUUUUACAUGUACCCCUUGCUGGACCUUCACAUAAGAGAGCUGUACUCCCUACUACUGCAUACUACCAGGUACCUACUUUCCAGUUUAAAAAACAAAACAACUCAUACUGCAGUAAAGACAUUUGAAAAAUGUAGAUAAGGUUCUAUAUUGCAUAUUACAUUCAUCUUCUUUCAUUACUUCCAAUAGUUUACUGAAUUGGUAGUGGUGUAUCAAAUCAAAUACAUGUAAUAUCCUUCAUUUACUAGUAUCUUUCACAAAUAAUCAGUAUUUGACAAUUAAUCAACUUGAUGGCUGACACAAAAAAUGCUCGACAUUCAUAGACUGUAAAGAUGAUUUGUUAUGCCCUAGUCACACAUUCACGGAUUAAAUGCCGGAUUAGCUACGGAAUCGAUCCGGAAUCAUUCGUGGCGAUAUGUAUUGACCCGUGGCUUUUCCGUCUGUUAUCGUAUCCAAAUGUAGCAAUACUCGUAUAGCUGCGACAAUUUUUUAAUAUGUUCAAAGUUCCACUACGGAUGAAAUCACCGUAGUACUUCCUUAGAAAAACUUACUAAACCGUUUUAGAACGUAGAAGUCCGUUUUAACUCCGUAUAAAUCCAUAGUAAUUCGUAUGUAUCAAUUUGUAUCCAUUCCGUAGUGCAUCCGUACUAACUUCGUAUCAUUAGAUUGUCUAGUGUCAACCGUGGAAAAUAUUCCGUAGUAGAACCUAGGAGUUGAUCCGUGAAUGUGUGACUGGGGCAUUAGUUUCAUUUUCAAAUAUUCAUG
Molecule: messenger RNA, 3390 nt
Organism: Magallana angulata
Lineage: Eukaryota; Metazoa; Mollusca; Bivalvia; Ostreida; Ostreidae
Exons: 2
Coding region: 155-1876 (573 amino acids)
Molecular function (GO): protein binding; zinc ion binding
Source: RefSeq, a predicted model, not a curated record